AUGUUAACAAUUGAAUCAAAAAUAAUUGAACAAGAAUAUGAAUUUAGUUUUAUUAAACCAAUUCAUUAUGAAAUAUAUCAAAAUUCAAAUGAAGAAUAUACUUUAGAAUUAGAAUGUCAGUUAAUAACAGAUCAACAACCAGCGUCUAUUAAAUGGAGCCAUGAAGGUAUUGAAUUAAAUAUGUCUGAUCGUAUCGAACAGGUCUAUGAAUAUGAAAGUGGUUUAGCUAUACUAAUUAUACAUAAUAUUACACCUCAAGAUAUGGGUGAAUACACUUGCACUGCUACACAAGCUGAUCUUCAACCUUCACAAGUUGAACCAAUACAGAAAACAAUCAGUACGAGUACUGUUGUGGAUAUAGAAGUUCCUGAAACGACAGAAGUUGUGCCAACAGUAACUGAGAAGGUUCUCACCUUCUUACAACCAGUAACACCGAAUAUCCACAUUGUACAAGACCAUAAGGAUCUUGAACUGGAAUGUCAAAUUCAAGCAGAUUUAAAACCAAUUCAAGUUGUCUGGGAAGUUGAUGGCAAGGAAUUAACUCAAUCUGAUCGCAAUGAAAUGAUCUAUUUUGAAGAUAGUGGAGUAGCUCGUCUAAUAGUACAUCAAGUGGUUCCAUCGGAUUCUGGUGAAUACACUUGCAAAGUUCAUGGUGAGGUGAUUGAAGCUGAGACCAAACAACAAAUGACCAAAACAAUUUCAUCUGGCUCAAUUGUUACAAUUGAAGUUCCUGAAACGACAGAAGUUGUGCCAACAGUAACUGAGAAGGUUCUCACCUUCUUACAACCAGUAACACCGAAUAUCCACAUUGUACAAGACCAUAAGGAUCUUGAACUGGAAUGUCAAAUUCAAGCAGAUUUAAAACCAAUUCAAGUUGUCUGGGAAGUUGAUGGCAAGGAAUUAACUCAAUCUGAUCGCAAUGAAAUGAUCUAUUUUGAAGAUAGUGGAGUAGCUCGUCUAAUAGUACAUCAAGUGGUUCCAUCGGAUUCUGGUGAAUACACUUGCAAAGUUCAUGGUGAGGUGAUUGAAGCUGAGACCAAACAACAAAUGACCAAAACAAUUUCAUCUGGCUCAAUUGUUACAAUUGAAGUUCCUGAAACGACAGAAGUUGUGCCAACAGUAACUGAGAAGGUUCUCACCUUCUUACAACCAGUAACACCGAAUAUCCACAUUGUACAAGACCAUAAGGAUCUUGAACUGGAAUGUCAAAUUCAAGCAGAUUUAAAACCAAUUCAAGUUGUCUGGGAAGUUGAUGGCAAGGAAUUAACUCAAUCUGAUCGCAAUGAAAUGAUCUAUUUUGAAGAUAGUGGAGUAGCUCGUCUAAUAGUACAUCAAGUGGUUCCAUCGGAUUCUGGUGAAUACACUUGCAAAGUUCAUGGUGAGGUGAUUGAAGCUGAGACCAAACAACAAAUGACCAAAACAAUUUCAUCUGGCUCAAUUGUUACAAUUGAAGUUCCUGAAACGACAGAAGUUGUGCCAACAGUAACUGAGAAGGUUCUCACCUUCUUACAACCAGUAACACCGAAUAUCCACAUUGUACAAGACCAUAAGGAUCUUGAACUGGAAUGUCAAAUUCAAGCAGAUUUAAAACCAAUUCAAGUUGUCUGGGAAGUUGAUGGCAAGGAAUUAACUCAAUCUGAUCGCAAUGAAAUGAUCUAUUUUGAAGAUAGUGGAGUAGCUCGUCUAAUAGUACAUCAAGUGGUUCCAUCGGAUUCUGGUGAAUACACUUGCAAAGUUCAUGGUGAGGUGAUUGAAGCUGAGACCAAACAACAAAUGACCAAAACAAUUUCAUCUGGCUCAAUUGUUACAAUUGAAGCUGUUGAAAAAGAGGACAAAUUCAUUUCACCAAUUUUUGUUCACGAGUUAACACCAUUAAAUAUUUCUGAAGGUGAAGAAAUUUAUUUAACAGCUACUGUUAAAGGAAAUCCUCAACCUGAAGAAGUGAUUUGGAAACAUAAUGGAAAUAUAGUUCAACCAGACGUAACGGAUGUUGUAAUGUUCUAUACCCCAGAAACAGGUGUUUGUGAAUUAACAAUAUCUGAAGCAUUUCCUGAAGAUUCAGGAAUUUAUUCUGUUGAAGUCCAGAAUACUGUUGGUACGGCUGUUAGUCAAACUGAAGUAGUUGUAUUGGUAGAGGUAAGAAAAGAACCUACAAUUUUAGAGUCAGAAGAUCAGAAAGAAUCAAUUGUUGAAGAUGUUUUGAACGUUGUUACUGAUAUUUCAGGUGAUAAAGCAGUUGUAUCUACGGUCGAAGGUGUAGAGUUACUUAAACAAGAAGUAGUUGUUAAUAUAGUGCAAACUGAAAAAACGGAAAUGUAUUCAAUGAUUGAAACUCUUCCAGAAAUACCACAAGCGGCGAUUUAUGAACAUAUCAUAGAGGAGACUGAAUUCGAAAUAAGUUUGGAAGAACCGCUAGAGAUUAGUGAUGAUGAGUUAUUGCUCGAUGAAGGAGUUACACCAACACAUGUAGUUGUAUUGGAUGUUCUUAUACCUCAUGAUUCUGUGAGCAUUGAUGAAACAAGUAUAAGCGUAGAGGAAGCUGGCAAGGCUCAGUCGAUCCCAAGUGUCACAGAAAUUUCUUUACAUGACGUUUCUUUAGCCGCGGGUUCAGACGUAAAUAUAACCGAAUUAAAAGCUCUCGAUGCCAAGGUCACAACACAGGAAGAAAAAGAGAAAUCCAAAGAAAAAGAAGAUCAACAAUCAAUAGCAACUAUGAGUUCAGAUCUGAACGAACAACAAACAAAACAGCAAAGCAAUGACACAAAAGAUGAAACGAAAGAGCUAACCACAAAACCAGUUAAAGAAGAAAUCAAAUCCAUAAAGAUGGAAGAAAAAAACCAUCCAAAAAAAGUUGAAGAUAUAACUGAUGAGCUAAAAAAAAUGGAGACGUCAGAGAAGGUCUCAGUGAAGGAGGCUGUGGUGGACGAGACCCCAGUGGAAUCGGAGACAGUCCCGGUCUCAAUUGUUAGCAAAGGAGUGGUAGAGGUGACGGACAUGAAGAGCACAGUCGGAGUGACAGAGGAAUCUGGUAGUGUGGCGGAGCAGGAGACGUUGGUUGUUGAGCAGGUGGCGGAAUCCAAGGAGACAGUGACUGUUAAGAUGGAGGAGCGGGUUGUACAGGAGGUGGGGAAGGAGUCGGUCCCAGAGACGAUGGAGUGGGUUUCAGAGGGUGUUGGUGAGUUGGAAGAAUCCGACCGUCAGGAUAGUGCUCGUGUUGUGGAGCAGCCGAGCGAAGUAGGUGUUGCAGUUUCCGAAACGCAAGUGGAGGUGGAGACGGUUGAGUUGGUGUCAGUGAAGGAGGCUGUGGUGGACGAGACCCCAGUGGAAUCGGACACAGUCUCGGUCUUAGGUGUGACGGAGGAGAAGAGCGUGGUCUCAGCGACAGAAGACUUUGCCAUGGAGGUGGAACAGGUGACUUUGACCGUGGAUGAGGUGUCACCUCGUAUGGAAUCCCUGACGUCCUCAGCUGAAGAACGUGUUGUCAGUGAGGCCGUUCCACUGGAGGAGACGGUCUAUGAUGUGUACGAAACGGAACAGGUUGAAGCUGUAACACGACCUACCACUGACGCUGUCGCUUCUGGUGUUGUCUCCUCGACUACUCCUUCUCUGUCUGACGUUGUCAGUGCUGAAGAAGUUCCUUCUGAGCAGGUAACGGAAGCCGGAGACACAAUGAUGGCGAAGACCGCCGAGGUCAUUGUUGAAGAAGGGAAGGAGUCUGUGUCACAGACCAUGGAGUGGGUUUCAGAGGGUGUUGGUGAGUUGGAAGAAUCCGACCGUCAGGAUAGUGUUCGUGUUGUGGAGCAGCCGAAUGAAGUGGGUGUGGCGGUUUCUGUAAAGCCCUUUGAAGUGGCAACACGUGAGAAGGUCUCAGUGAAGGAGGCUGUGGUGGACGAGACCCCAGUGGAAUCGGAGACAGUCCCGGUCUCAAUUGUUAGCAAAGGAGUGGUAGAGGUGACGGACAUGAAGAGCACAGUCGGAGUGACAGAGGAAUCUGGUAGUGUGGCGGAGCAGGAGACGUUGGUUGUUGAGCAGGUGGCGGAAUCCAAGGAGACAGUGACUGUUAAGAUGGAGGAGCGGGUUGUACAGGAGGUGGGGAAGGAGUCGGUCCCAGAGACGAUGGAGUGGGUUUCAGAGGGUGUUGGUGAGUUGGAAGAAUCCGACCGUCAGGAUAGUGCUCGUGUUGUGGAGCAGCCGAGCGAAGUAGGUGUUGCAGUUUCCGAAACGCAAGUGGAGGUGGAGACGGUUGAGUUGGUGUCAGUGAAGGAGGCUGUGGUGGACGAGACCCCAGUGGAAUCGGACACAGUCUCGGUCUUAGGUGUGACGGAGGAGAAGAGCGUGGUCUCAGCGACAGAAGACUUUGCCAUGGAGGUGGAACAGGUGACUUUGACCGUGGAUGAGGUGUCACCUCGUAUGGAAUCCCUGACGUCCUCAGCUGAAGAACGUGUUGUCAGUGAGGCCGUUCCACUGGAGGAGACGGUCUAUGAUGUGUACGAAACGGAACAGGUUGAAGCUGUAACACGACCUACCACUGACGCUGUCGCUUCUGGUGUUGUCUCCUCGACUACUCCUUCUCUGUCUGACGUUGUCAGUGCUGAAGAAGUUCCUUCUGAGGUAACGGAAGCCGGAGACACAAUGAUGGCGAAGACCGCCGAGGUCAUUGUUGAAGAAGGGAAGGAGUCUGUGUCACAGACCAUGGAGUGGGUUUCAGAGGGUGUUGGUGAGUUGGAAGAAUCCGACCGUCAGGAUAGUGUUCGUGUUGUGGAGCAGCCGAAUGAAGUGGGUGUGGCGGUUUCUGUAAAGCCCUUUGAAGUGGCAACACGUGAGAAGGUCUCAGUGAAGGAGGCUGUGGUGGACGAGACCCCAGUGGAAUCGGACACAGUCUCGGUCUUAGGUGUGACGGAGGAGAAGAGCGUGGUCUCAGCGACAGAAGACUUUGCCAUGGAGGUGGAACAGGUGACUUUGACCGUGGAUGAGGUGUCACCUCGUAUGGAAUCCCUGACGUCCUCAGCUGAAGAACGUGUUGUCAGUGAGGCCGUUCCACUGGAGGAGACGGUCUAUGAUGUGUACGAAACGGAACAGGUUGAAGCUGUAACACGACCUACCACUGACGCUGUCGCUUCUGGUGUUGUCUCCUCGACUACUCCUUCUCUGUCUGACGUUGUCAGUGCUGAAGAAGUUCCUUCUGAGGUAACGGAAGCCGGAGACACAAUGAUGGCGAAGACCGCCGAGGUCAUUGUUGAAGAAGGGAAGGAGUCUGUGUCACAGACCAUGGAGUGGGUUUCAGAGGGUGUUGGUGAGUUGGAAGAAUCCGACCGUCAGGAUAGUGUUCGUGUUGUGGAGCAGCCGAAUGAAGUGGGUGUGGCGGUUUCUGUAAAGCCCUUUGAAGUGGCAACACGUGAGAAGGUCUCAGUGAAGGAGGCUGUGGUGGACGAGACCCCAGUGGAAUCGGAGACAGUCCCGGUCUCAAUUGUUAGCAAAGGAGUGGUAGAGGUGACGGACAUGAAGAGCACAGUCGGAGUGACAGAGGAAUCUGGUAGUGUGGCGGAGCAGGAGACGUUGGUUGUUGAGCAGGUGGCGGAAUCCAAGGAGACAGUGACUGUUAAGAUGGAGGAGCGGGUUGUACAGGAGGUGGGGAAGGAGUCGGUCCCAGAGACGAUGGAGUGGGUUUCAGAGGGUGUUGGUGAGUUGGAAGAAUCCGACCGUCAGGAUAGUGCUCGUGUUGUGGAGCAGCCGAGCGAAGUAGGUGUUGCAGUUUCCGAAACGCAAGUGGAGGUGGAGACGGUUGAGUUGGUGUCAGUGAAGGAGGCUGUGGUGGACGAGACCCCAGUGGAAUCGGACACAGUCUCGGUCUUAGGUGUGACGGAGGAGAAGAGCGUGGUCUCAGCGACAGAAGACUUUGCCAUGGAGGUGGAACAGGUGACUUUGACCGUGGAUGAGGUGUCACCUCGUAUGGAAUCCCUGACGUCCUCAGCUGAAGAACGUGUUGUCAGUGAGGCCGUUCCACUGGAGGAGACGGUCUAUGAUGUGUACGAAACGGAACAGGUUGAAGCUGUAACACGACCUACCACUGACGCUGUCGCUUCUGGUGUUGUCUCCUCGACUACUCCUUCUCUGUCUGACGUUGUCAGUGCUGAAGAAGUUCCUUCUGAGGUAAAACCUCCAGAAUGUUCAAAACCGACUGCUCCUUCAACCCCUGUCAAUAUAAAAGUUAUUAUAAUUCCACCAGAAAGUCCAUCUUCAAAAUCUAAACUUCAUAUAACUUGGCAACAACCUGAUGAUAUUCCAGUCACUAAUUUUUAUAUAGAAUUAAAACCAUCGAAUUCCAAAACAUGGCAAGAUGUAUCUGCUGAUUUCACUAUUACUGAACCUGAUGCAAUUCUGCCAACUGAUAACUUGCAAGAAUUUGUCAGUUAUGAAUUUCGUGUUAUUGCUGAAAAUGAAGAAGGCAAAAGUCAUCCGUCAAUACCAUCGAAUUCUAUAGAAUUAGGUAUACCGCUAGAAUUUAUUCGCCCACUGACGGAUAUAACUGUCAGCGCAGUGACAAAUGAACCAGUCAUACUUGAAUGUCAACUAUCUCGAACUCCACGUGAAAAGAUCCAAUGGUUUAAGGAUGGAAAAGCACUACCCAGCAGACUGUCGAGUAGAAUAAAAGUUGAAGAGUUGGAGAAUGGAAAAGUUCACCGAAUUAUCUUCAGUCCAUUGACAGAGGAAGAUCUAGGUGUUUAUUCUGUGAAAGUAGAGAAUUUGACAAGUGAAGCACGAGUGGAUAUGAAGAUUGCACCAACACUGAAGCUGUCGGAAUCAUUCUCUGACAAAGUCAUCAUGAAAGCAGGAGAGGCGGCCGUCUUCGAAAUACCAUUCGUCGCCAGUCCGAAACCGACAGUGACCUGGUCAUGGAGGCCAAGAACACGUCCUGAUGCGGAGUUGGGAUCAGCUCAGACUCCACGAUUUAAGGCUGACGUGGUGUCCGGACUGACAUCACUUCCAGUGAGUAAGGUGAAGCGUGAAGAUGCUGGUGAGUACAGUGUGGUCAUCAGUAAUGAAUUGGGCGAGGUGACAGUGAGCAUUGAGUUGAUUGUAUUGGACAAACCAUCUGUACCUCGCAAUUUAGUUGCGAGUGAUAACACUGGUGAGAGUGUUUUGUUCAGUUGGACGGAACCAGAAUUCCUCGGUCUUCAUCCUGAUGUAGGAGUUAGUGAUGGAUUGAGUUACGUUGUCGAGAUGCGUGAGUCAAAUCAACGUGCGAGUAGGUCGGUGACAGUGACGAGUGAAUUGAAUACUCUUAUAGACAAAUUGCAAGUAAACAAGUCGUAUGUGUUUAGUGUUGCAGCUAAAAAUGAUGUCGGUCAGUCGGAAUUCGCUGAAACGAGUCCAGUUUCGACGAAGUUGGAAUAUGGUCCACCAUCGAGUCCAGUCAAUGUGAAGGCAGUCGUCAAUCCACCGAAGGCGUCUAUCAAAGAUCAAACGAUAGAAUUGACGUGGGAACAACCAACCGACCAAGUGUCUGCCAGUGGACCGGUCACAAACUUCUACAUCGAAUUGAAGCCUGAAGAUUCAACUCGAUGGCAGGACGUGAGUGCCGACUUCACAAUCACUGAACCACACUUCACACUUCCUACUGAUAAAUUGCAAGAGUUUGUGAGUUAUGAGUUCCGUGUAACAUCAGAGAAUAAAGCUGGCAAGAGUAAACCUUCUUCGCCAUCGAACGCUGUUCAACUAGGUAUACCGCUAGAAUUUAUUCGCCCACUGACGGAUAUAACUGUCAGCGCAGUGACAAAUGAACCAGUCAUACUUGAAUGUCAACUAUCUCGAACUCCACGUGAAAAGAUCCAAUGGUUUAAGGAUGGAAAAGCACUACCCAGCAGACUGUCGAGUAGAAUAAAAGUUGAAGAGUUGGAGAAUGGAAAAGUUCACCGAAUUAUCUUCAGUCCAUUGACAGAGGAAGAUCUAGGUGUUUAUUCUGUGAAAGUAGAGAAUUUGACAAGUGAAGCACGAGUGGAUAUGAAGAUUGCACCAACACUGAAGCUGUCGGAAUCAUUCUCUGACAAAGUCAUCAUGAAAGCAGGAGAGGCGGCCGUCUUCGAAAUACCAUUCGUCGCCAGUCCGAAACCGACAGUGACCUGGUCAUGGAGGCCAAGAACACGUCCUGAUGCGGAGUUGGGAUCAGCUCAGACUCCACGAUUUAAGGCUGACGUGGUGUCCGGACUGACAUCACUUCCAGUGAGUAAGGUGAAGCGUGAAGAUGCUGGUGAGUACAGUGUGGUCAUCAGUAAUGAAUUGGGCGAGGUGACAGUGAGCAUUGAGUUGAUUGUAUUGGACAAACCAUCUGUACCUCGCAAUUUAGUUGCGAGUGAUAACACUGGUGAGAGUGUUUUGUUCAGUUGGACGGAACCAGAAUUCCUCGGUCUUCAUCCUGAUGUAGGAGUUAGUGAUGGAUUGAGUUACGUUGUCGAGAUGCGUGAGUCAAAUCAACGUGCGAGUAGGUCGGUGACAGUGACGAGUGAAUUGAAUACUCUUAUAGACAAAUUGCAAGUAAACAAGUCGUAUGUGUUUAGUGUUGCAGCUAAAAAUGAUGUCGGUCAGUCGGAAUUCGCUGAAACGAGUCCAGUUUCGACGAAGUUGGAAUAUGGUCCACCAUCGAGUCCAGUCAAUGUGAAGGCAGUCGUCAAUCCACCGAAGGCGUCUAUCAAAGAUCAAACGAUAGAAUUGACGUGGGAACAACCAACCGACCAAGUGUCUGCCAGUGGACCGGUCACAAACUUCUACAUCGAAUUGAAGCCUGAAGAUUCAACUCGAUGGCAGGACGUGAGUGCCGACUUCACAAUCACUGAACCACACUUCACACUUCCUACUGAUAAAUUGCAAGAGUUUGUGAGUUAUGAGUUCCGUGUAACAUCAGAGAAUAAAGCUGGCAAGAGUAAACCUUCUUCGCCAUCGAACGCUGUUCAACUAGGUAUACCGCUAGAAUUUAUUCGCCCACUGACGGAUAUAACUGUCAGCGCAGUGACAAAUGAACCAGUCAUACUUGAAUGUCAACUAUCUCGAACUCCACGUGAAAAGAUCCAAUGGUUUAAGGAUGGAAAAGCACUACCCAGCAGACUGUCGAGUAGAAUAAAAGUUGAAGAGUUGGAGAAUGGAAAAGUUCACCGAAUUAUCUUCAGUCCAUUGACAGAGGAAGAUCUAGGUGUUUAUUCUGUGAAAGUAGAGAAUUUGACAAGUGAAGCACGAGUGGAUAUGAAGAUUGCACCAACACUGAAGCUGUCGGAAUCAUUCUCUGACAAAGUCAUCAUGAAAGCAGGAGAGGCGGCCGUCUUCGAAAUACCAUUCGUCGCCAGUCCGAAACCGACAGUGACCUGGUCAUGGAGGCCAAGAACACGUCCUGAUGCGGAGUUGGGAUCAGCUCAGACUCCACGAUUUAAGGCUGACGUGGUGUCCGGACUGACAUCACUUCCAGUGAGUAAGGUGAAGCGUGAAGAUGCUGGUGAGUACAGUGUGGUCAUCAGUAAUGAAUUGGGCGAGGUGACAGUGAGCAUUGAGUUGAUUGUAUUGGACAAACCAUCUGUACCUCGCAAUUUAGUUGCGAGUGAUAACACUGGUGAGAGUGUUUUGUUCAGUUGGACGGAACCAGAAUUCCUCGGUCUUCAUCCUGAUGUAGGAGUUAGUGAUGGAUUGAGUUACGUUGUCGAGAUGCGUGAGUCAAAUCAACGUGCGAGUAGGUCGGUGACAGUGACGAGUGAAUUGAAUACUCUUAUAGACAAAUUGCAAGUAAACAAGUCGUAUGUGUUUAGUGUUGCAGCUAAAAAUGAUGUCGGUCAGUCGGAAUUCGCUGAAACGAGUCCAGUUUCGACGAAGUUGGAAUAUGGUCCACCAUCGAGUCCAGUCAAUGUGAAGGCAGUCGUCAAUCCACCGAAGGCGUCUAUCAAAGAUCAAACGAUAGAAUUGACGUGGGAACAACCAACCGACCAAGUGUCUGCCAGUGGACCGGUCACAAACUUCUACAUCGAAUUGAAGCCUGAAGAUUCAACUCGAUGGCAGGACGUGAGUGCCGACUUCACAAUCACUGAACCACACUUCACACUUCCUACUGAUAAAUUGCAAGAGUUUGUGAGUUAUGAGUUCCGUGUAACAUCAGAGAAUAAAGCUGGCAAGAGUAAACCUUCUUCGCCAUCGAACGCUGUUCAACUAGGUAUACCGCUAGAAUUUAUUCGCCCACUGACGGAUAUAACUGUCAGCGCAGUGACAAAUGAACCAGUCAUACUUGAAUGUCAACUAUCUCGAACUCCACGUGAAAAGAUCCAAUGGUUUAAGGAUGGAAAAGCACUACCCAGCAGACUGUCGAGUAGAAUAAAAGUUGAAGAGUUGGAGAAUGGAAAAGUUCACCGAAUUAUCUUCAGUCCAUUGACAGAGGAAGAUCUAGGUGUUUAUUCUGUGAAAGUAGAGAAUUUGACAAGUGAAGCACGAGUGGAUAUGAAGAUUGCACCAACACUGAAGCUGUCGGAAUCAUUCUCUGACAAAGUCAUCAUGAAAGCAGGAGAGGCGGCCGUCUUCGAAAUACCAUUCGUCGCCAGUCCGAAACCGACAGUGACCUGGUCAUGGAGGCCAAGAACACGUCCUGAUGCGGAGUUGGGAUCAGCUCAGACUCCACGAUUUAAGGCUGACGUGGUGUCCGGACUGACAUCACUUCCAGUGAGUAAGGUGAAGCGUGAAGAUGCUGGUGAGUACAGUGUGGUCAUCAGUAAUGAAUUGGGCGAGGUGACAGUGAGCAUUGAGUUGAUUGUAUUGGACAAACCAUCUGUACCUCGCAAUUUAGUUGCGAGUGAUAACACUGGUGAGAGUGUUUUGUUCAGUUGGACGGAACCAGAAUUCCUCGGUCUUCAUCCUGAUGUAGGAGUUAGUGAUGGAUUGAGUUACGUUGUCGAGAUGCGUGAGUCAAAUCAACGUGCGAGUAGGUCGGUGACAGUGACGAGUGAAUUGAAUACUCUUAUAGACAAAUUGCAAGUAAACAAGUCGUAUGUGUUUAGUGUUGCAGCUAAAAAUGAUGUCGGUCAGUCGGAAUUCGCUGAAACGAGUCCAGUUUCGACGAAGUUGGAAUAUGGUCCACCAUCGAGUCCAGUCAAUGUGAAGGCAGUCGUCAAUCCACCGAAGGCGUCUAUCAAAGAUCAAACGAUAGAAUUGACGUGGGAACAACCAACCGACCAAGUGUCUGCCAGUGGACCGGUCACAAACUUCUACAUCGAAUUGAAGCCUGAAGAUUCAACUCGAUGGCAGGACGUGAGUGCCGACUUCACAAUCACUGAACCACACUUCACACUUCCUACUGAUAAAUUGCAAGAGUUUGUGAGUUAUGAGUUCCGUGUAACAUCAGAGAAUAAAGCUGGCAAGAGUAAACCUUCUUCGCCAUCGAACGCUGUUCAACUAGGUAUACCGCUAGAAUUUAUUCGCCCACUGACGGAUAUAACUGUCAGCGCAGUGACAAAUGAACCAGUCAUACUUGAAUGUCAACUAUCUCGAACUCCACGUGAAAAGAUCCAAUGGUUUAAGGAUGGAAAAGCACUACCCAGCAGACUGUCGAGUAGAAUAAAAGUUGAAGAGUUGGAGAAUGGAAAAGUUCACCGAAUUAUCUUCAGUCCAUUGACAGAGGAAGAUCUAGGUGUUUAUUCUGUGAAAGUAGAGAAUUUGACAAGUGAAGCACGAGUGGAUAUGAAGAUUGCACCAACACUGAAGCUGUCGGAAUCAUUCUCUGACAAAGUCAUCAUGAAAGCAGGAGAGGCGGCCGUCUUCGAAAUACCAUUCGUCGCCAGUCCGAAACCGACAGUGACCUGGUCAUGGAGGCCAAGAACACGUCCUGAUGCGGAGUUGGGAUCAGCUCAGACUCCACGAUUUAAGGCUGACGUGGUGUCCGGACUGACAUCACUUCCAGUGAGUAAGGUGAAGCGUGAAGAUGCUGGUGAGUACAGUGUGGUCAUCAGUAAUGAAUUGGGCGAGGUGACAGUGAGCAUUGAGUUGAUUGUAUUGGACAAACCAUCUGUACCUCGCAAUUUAGUUGCGAGUGAUAACACUGGUGAGAGUGUUUUGUUCAGUUGGACGGAACCAGAAUUCCUCGGUCUUCAUCCUGAUGUAGGAGUUAGUGAUGGAUUGAGUUACGUUGUCGAGAUGCGUGAGUCAAAUCAACGUGCGAGUAGGUCGGUGACAGUGACGAGUGAAUUGAAUACUCUUAUAGACAAAUUGCAAGUAAACAAGUCGUAUGUGUUUAGUGUUGCAGCUAAAAAUGAUGUCGGUCAGUCGGAAUUCGCUGAAACGAGUCCAGUUUCGACGAAGUUGGAAUAUGGUCCACCAUCGAGUCCAGUCAAUGUGAAGGCAGUCGUCAAUCCACCGAAGGCGUCUAUCAAAGAUCAAACGAUAGAAUUGACGUGGGAACAACCAACCGACCAAGUGUCUGCCAGUGGACCGGUCACAAACUUCUACAUCGAAUUGAAGCCUGAAGAUUCAACUCGAUGGCAGGACGUGAGUGCCGACUUCACAAUCACUGAACCACACUUCACACUUCCUACUGAUAAAUUGCAAGAGUUUGUGAGUUAUGAGUUCCGUGUAACAUCAGAGAAUAAAGCUGGCAAGAGUAAACCUUCUUCGCCAUCGAACGCUGUUCAACUAGGCGUUCCACUCGAAUUUAUACGACCACUAACUGACUUGACUGUUGACAAAGUAACCAAUGAACCAGUCAUCCUUGAAUGUGAACUAUCUCGUACUCCUCGUGAUAAAGUACAAUGGUUGAAGGAUGGGAAACCUAUUGGUCGUCUACCAGACUGUGUGACAAUUGAGGAGUUGGAGAAUGGAAAAAUCCUUCGUGUGAAGUUCACUUCAUUAAUGGAUGAUGAUUUGGGUGUAUAUAGUUUACGUGUUGAGAAGUUAUCUAGUGAAUGUCGACUAGAUAUGAAGGUACCGCCAACAUUGAGAUUAUCCGAUUCGUUCUCCGAUCGAGUGAUCAUCAAGGCUGGAGGUGCUAUGGUGUUCGAAAUACCAUUCACUGCCAGUCCUAAACCAAAAGUCGAAUGGACAUGGAGACAGCGAAGUCGACCAGAUGGUGAAUUGGGACCGGUACAAAGUCCACGAUUCAAGGCUGACGUGGUGUCGGGAUUGACGUCAUUGCCUGUGAGUAAGGUGAAGCGUGAGGAUGCCGGUGACUACACAGCGGUGAUCAGUAACGAGUUGGGUGAAGUGUCUGUGACGAUUCAGAUGAUUGUGAUUGACAAGCCAUCCGUACCUCGUGAUCUGGAGGUGAGUGAGAACAGUGGUGAGAGUGUGUUGUUGAGUUGGAAGGAGCCCGAAUUCGUUGGUUUGUCCACAACGACGACGACGGAUGUGAGUGGUGCUGGUGGAUUGUUGGAGUAUGUGGUUGAGAUGCGUGAGUCUAGUCAACGUGCUGGUCGUGGAGUGAGAAAAACGAGUGAAUUGAGUGUGAGGAUUGACGAUCUUCAGAUCAACAAGUCGUAUGUGUUUAGUGUUGCAGCGAAGAAUGAUGUUGGUCAAUCGGAGUUUGCAGAAACGAAACCAGUUUCAACUAAAUUAGAUUAUGGUCCACCAUCGAGUCCAGUCAAUGUGAAGGCAGUCGUCAAUCCACCGAAGGCGUCUAUCAAAGAUCAAACGAUAGAAUUGACGUGGGAACAACCAACCGACCAAGUGUCUGCCAGUGGACCGGUCACAAACUUCUACAUCGAAUUGAAGCCUGAAGAUUCAACUCGAUGGCAGGACGUGAGUGCCGACUUCACAAUCACUGAACCACACUUCACACUUCCUACUGAUAAAUUGCAAGAGUUUGUGAGUUAUGAGUUCCGUGUAACAUCAGAGAAUAAAGCUGGCAAGAGUAAACCUUCUUCACCAUCAAAUGCAAUACGAUUAGGCGUUCCACUCGAAUUUAUACGACCACUAACUGACUUGACUGUUGACAAAGUAACCAAUGAACCAGUCAUCCUUGAAUGUGAACUAUCUCGUACUCCUCGUGAUAAAGUACAAUGGUUGAAGGAUGGGAAACCUAUUGGUCGUCUACCAGACUGUGUGACAAUUGAGGAGUUGGAGAAUGGAAAAAUCCAUCGUGUGAAGUUCACUUCAUUAAUGGAUGAUGAUUUGGGUGUAUAUAGUUUACGUGUUGAGAAGUUAUCUAGUGAAUGUCGACUAGAUAUGAAAGUCCCACCAAAAUUGAGAUUAUCCGAUUCGUUCUCCGAUCGAGUGAUCAUCAAGGCUGGAGGUGCUAUGGUGUUCGAAAUACCAUUCACUGCCAGUCCUAAACCAAAAGUCGAAUGGACAUGGAGACAGCGAAGUCGACCAGAUGGUGAAUUGGGACCGGUACAAAGUCCACGAUUCAAGGCUGACGUGGUGUCGGGAUUGACGUCAUUGCCUGUGAGUAAGGUGAAGCGUGAGGAUGCCGGUGACUACACAGCGGUGAUCAGUAACGAGUUGGGUGAAGUGUCUGUGACGAUUCAGAUGAUUGUGAUUGACAAGCCAUCCGUACCUCGUGAUCUGGAGGUGAGUGAGAACAGUGGUGAGAGUGUGUUGUUGAGUUGGAAGGAGCCCGAAUUCGUUGGUUUGUCCACAACGACGACGACGGAUGUGAGUGUGAGUGGUGCUGGUGGAUUGUUGGAGUAUGUGGUUGAGAUGCGUGAGUCUAGUCAACGUGCUGGUCGUGGAGUGAGAAAAACGAGUGAAUUGAGUGUGAGGAUUGACGAUCUUCAGAUCAACAAGUCGUAUGUGUUUAGUGUUGCAGCGAAGAAUGAUGUUGGUCAAUCGGAGUUUGCAGAAACGAAACCAGUUUCAACUAAAUUAGAUUACGGUCCACCAUUGAGUCCAGUCAAUGUGAAGGCAGUCGUCAAUCCACCGAACGCGUCUAUCAAAGAUCAAACGAUAGAAUUGACGUGGGAACAACCAACCGACCAAGUGUCUGCCAGUGGACCGGUCACAAACUUCUACAUCGAAUUGAAGCCUGAAGAUUCAACUCGAUGGCAGGACGUGAGUGCCGACUUCACAAUCACUGAACCACACUUCACACUUCCUACUGAUAAAUUGCAAGAGUUUGUGAGUUAUGAGUUCCGUGUAACAUCAGAGAAUAAAGCUGGCAAGAGUAAACCUUCUUCGCCAUCGAACGCUGUUCAACUAGGUAUUCCACUAGAAUUUGUUCGUCCGUUGAUUGAUGUUACUGUAAAUGAGGUUGGUGAAAAACCAGUUGUAUUGGAAUGUGAAUUAUCUCGUUCACCACGUGAUAAGGUACAAUGGUUAAAAGAUGGUAAAUCUCUAAGCCGUUUACCAAGCUAUGUAUCAGUUGAAGAAUCAAGUGACAAAAAAAUUCACUGUAUUAAGUUCCGCUCCUUAACUGAUGAUGAUUUGGGCGUCUAUACGAUAAAAGUAGAAAAUUUAUCAAGUGAGGCGAAACUUUCAAUGAAAGUCCCACCAACAUUGAGAUUAUCCGAUUCGUUCUCCGAUCGAGUGAUCAUCAAGGCUGGAGGUGCUAUGGUGUUCGAAAUACCAUUCACUGCCAGUCCUAAACCAAAAGUCGAAUGGACAUGGAGACAGCGAAGUCGACCAGAUGGUGAAUUGGGACCGGUACAAAGUCCACGAUUCAAGGCUGACGUGGUGUCGGGAUUGACGUCAUUGCCUGUGAGUAAGGUGAAGCGUGAGGAUGCCGGUGACUACACAGCGGUGAUCAGUAACGAGUUGGGUGAAGUGUCUGUGACGAUUCAGAUGAUUGUGAUUGACAAGCCAUCCGUACCUCGUGAUCUGGAGGUGAGUGAGAACAGUGGUGAGAGUGUGUUGUUGAGUUGGAAGGAGCCCGAAUUCGUUGGUUUGUCCACAACGACGACGACGGAUGUGAGUGUGAGUGGUGCUGGUGGAUUGUUGGAGUAUGUGGUUGAGAUGCGUGAGUCUAGUCAACGUGCUGGUCGUGGAGUGAGAAAAACGAGUGAAUUGAGUGUGAGGAUUGACGAUCUUCAGAUCAACAAGUCGUAUGUGUUUAGUGUUGCAGCGAAGAAUGAUGUUGGUCAAUCGGAGUUUGCAGAAACGAAACCAGUUUCAACUAAAUUAGAUUAUGGACCUCCAACUCCUCCAUUGAAUGUUACUGCAUCUGUAUCUCCAUCAUAUGCUGAACCAGAAGAUCAAAUGAUAACAGUGAAUUGGUCCGAACCUGAAACAGCAACAACAACAACAUCUACUGGAUCAUCUCCACUUUAUUACACUGUAGAGUAUAGAGUAGAUGAAGGACGUGUUUGGAAUAAAUUAGUCUGUGGUAAAGAAGUUACUGGUAUGAAAUUAGAUUUUCCUCCAAUUAAAGAAAAUUUGAGCGCUGGUAAAUCAUAUGACUUCAGAGUUAUAGCUGUAAAUAAAGCUGGUACAAGUGAACCAUCAAAACCAUCGAAUUCAAUCCAAUUAGGUAUAGUACUUGAAUUUAUACGUCAAUUAGAAGAUUUAAUUAUAACUAACAUUGAACCAAUUGAAUAUAAAUUAGAAUGUGAAUUAUCACGUAAACCAAGAACAAUGAUAGCUUGGACAAAAGAUAAUAAACCAUUAAUUAUAAGACCAGAUGAUACUCAUAUGAAAUUUAUUGAUCAAGGCACAAUUCAAUCAAUUCAUUUUACACAUUUAAUUGAUACAGAUAUUGGUGAUUAUGCAAUACAAGUAGAGAAUAUUUCAUCAAAAUGUAAAUUAGAAAUUAAAGCUCCACCAACAAUUCGAAUAUCUGAUCAAUUUGAAGAUCAUAUUACUUUAAAGGCUGGUACUACAAAAAUUCUAGAAAUCCCAUUUAUAUCUUCACCAAAACCUAAAAUUAAAUGGACAUGGGCACCAAGUACUGACUUGACUCAAGAACAAACCCCUAGAUUUAAACCGGAUAUAGUUGCUGGUUUAACUACAUUACCUCUAAGUCGAGUGAAACGUGAAGAUAGUGGAGCAUAUAAAGUUAAAAUAUCAAAUGAUCUUGGUGAAAUUUCCAUAACAAUUCAUGUCAUUGUUAUUGAUAAACCAUCUCCACCAAGAAAUCUUACAAUAACUGAUGCUACAGAAAAAUCAGUCAUGUUUAAUUGGGAUCUACCAGUUAAUGUAAAUGAAAAUGAAUCUUUAGAAUAUGUUGUUAAUUAUCGAGAUGCAACCAAAUAUUCAAGUCAACCAAUUAAUGUUUGUGUAACAAAGGAAUUGAAAACAUUUAUAGAUGGUCUUAAACUGGGAUCUCAAUAUAUAUUCUCAGUUUGUGCACGAAAUGAAGUUGGUGAUUCCGCCUUUGCUGAAAGUCAGGCAUUCUUAAUGAAGUAUUCUUUUGACCCACCUGAAGCUCCAGGAAUACCUCAGGUUACUAUAUUAGAAAGUGGUCAUGUUUCACUGGAAUGGACACCUCCUUCAUCAGACGGUGGUUCUCCGAUCACAGAGUAUUUCAUUGAAAGCAUGGAUGAACGUCCAGUUGUAAAAGGUCAGCGCCGGACAUCGACCUAUGGUUCUCGAGCACAGUGGAAUUCACUAACUUCAGGAAUCAUAUUUGAACCUAAUGUUCAACCGAAAGCUUCAGUAACUGGUUUGUCUCCUGAUAAACAAUAUACAUUCCGUGUAUGUGCUGUUAAUAAAGCUGGUAAAGGGCCAUUUAGUCCACCAUCAGAAUCUUGUUUACCCUUAAUAAAACCUCCUAAAGUUCCUGGAAAACCUGGUCCUAUAACCGUCGGACCUUUAAAUGAAACAAGUGUCAAUUUAAGUUGGACACCUGGUACUGUAAACGAAGACUUUGGACCAGCUGAUUAUUAUAUAAUUGAAGCUUGUGAAGAUGAUGGUAAUGACUGGAAAGAAGUUGGAAAGACAACCAAGCCAGAUGAUUGUAACUUGAACGUGAACAAUCUAGAUAGUUCAACACGUUAUCAAUUUCGUGUUCGUGGAGUGAAUAAAGAAGGUGUCGGUGAACCAUCAAAACCAUCAGAAAGGAUUUGUUUAAAGAAAGAUGCUCCAUUAGUUAUAACUAAAGAAUUAGAAUCAAUUCAUUUGAAUGAAAUCCCACAAACAAUUGAAUAUGAAUGUCAUCUUUCUAAAUUACCACAAAAAGUUCAAUGGUUCUAUAAUAAUAAACGUUUAGAUACAUCAAAUUUACGUAAAUAUCGUUUUAUUGAUAAUGGUAAAAUACAAAAAUUAGAAGUAUUAAAAAUUACAUUAAAUGAUGUUGGUGAAUAUUCUAUUAAAAUUGAUAAGUUAGAAUCAAAGGCAACAUUUGAAAUUGAUUUACCACCUAAACUCUGUCUACCAGAUGAUUUCUCUGAUACAAUCAUACUUGCUCAGGGAAAUAAUCGUGAUAUAGAGAUACCAUUUACUUCUUGUCCACCUGCUACCAGUAUUGUUUGGUAUUGGAAUGGUAGUCGUACUUUGCCUGAUCCAACAAAACGAACUGUUCCAGAUAAUGAUUCAAAGUCUCAAGCGGUACUUCGUCUUACUGCAGUACAAGUUUCUGAUGCUGGAAUUUAUGAAGCUAUUAUCACUAAUCCAUAUGGAGAAGCUAAAGCAACCAUAACAUUGAAAGUUCUUGGAGUCCCUGGUGCAGUAACAUCAUUGGAAGCACAUGUUGAGUCACCUACAGAAGUAUCUGUUUUAUGGAAACCACCUGAAGAUGAUGGCGGUAGCCCAUUAACAGGAUAUAAAGUUGAACAACGUCAAUUGGCUCCUGAACCUGGAGGUGUUUUACGUUCUCAGGCUAAGGAGUGGAAGUCAAUUGCAAAUGUUAGUUCGAAAUCAAAAACAUCUAACGAUGAAGAACCAUUUGUACAUCGUAUCACAGGGUUAACUGAAGGAGCCACUUAUUUGUUUGGUGUUUCUGCAGUUAAUGAUUGCGGAAGUGGACCAAGGAAAGAAAUUACCGAUGGCUUAAUAAUGAAAUCUCCUUAUGAUAUUCCGGAAAUUCCCAAACAACUUACUGCUAAACCAAUAAAUCAUUCCACUAUUGAAUUAGAAUUCAAACUACCAGUCACCCAUGUGGAAGCGCCUUUAACUAGUGUAAUUGUUGAAUAUCGUCCUAAAAGUGUAUCAAGAUGGAAAACCCAAACAUUUGAACCAUGUUCCAUAGUACAAAUUGAUAAACUUGAAGCAAAUACAGAAUAUGAAUUUCGUGUAAGUUGUACUAAUUUGGCUGGUAAAAGUGAAUCGUCAAAUCCUGUUAAAGCUAAAACAAAACAAUUGCCAAAACCUCCUGAUGCUCCGAAGCUUGACAAUGCUACACCAGUCAAUACAAACUCAGUAAAAGUCAGUUGGUUUUCUCCAACAAAUGAUGGUGACAGUCCAAUUACGUCAUAUCAAAUAGAGAUGUGCGAUGCUAAAAAUGGCACUGAAGUAUGGAAACCAAUUGAUGCUUUAAACAUAGAUCGUACGGAUCAAAGUUUACUAUCUCCAGACGAACAAAAGUCAUAUGAGUUGAUUGUGAAAAAUUUAGACAAUUCCAAAUCUUUCAAAUUUCGUGUUAUUGCUGUGAAUAGUAUAGGACCAGGUAAACCGUCUAGAAGUUCACAACCUGUUACACCUGGAAUUGAAGUCAAUAUUAUUCGACCAUUGAAUAAUGUUUGUUUUGAUGAAAUUCCAAAAUCUGGAACAAAAGUUGAAUUAGAAUGUGAAUUAAGUCAAUCUAAUUAUCGAGUAAAUUGGUUAUAUAAUGGAAAACCAAUUGUAUUGGGCAAGAAAUAUGAUUUCUCUCCAGAAGGAAAUGUUUAUCGAUUAAUUAUUAAUGAUAUAACACUUGAAGAUAUGGGAGUUUAUGAAUUGAAUUAUAAGAAGUUAAAAACACAAUGUAAAGUAGAAGCUAAAAUUCCACCAACACUUCUUGAAGAUACUGAAGAAAGUCAUACACGUCGUAUUAAUGUUGGUUCAAAUUGUGUAUUUGAAGUACCAUUUAAAGCUUAUCCAAAACCUACUAUAAAAUGGCUUGCUCAAAAUAUACCUAUUACGGAUAAAACAAAACGUUAUCAAGUUGAUAUAGUAGCUGGUUUAACAUCAUUAUCUAUACAACGUGUACAAAAUGAUGAUACUGGUCAAUUAAUUGUUAUCAUUGAAAAUGAACAUGGAAAAUUAACAUGGAAAUGUGAACUAAUUGUUAUUGAUAAACCAAAACCAGUUGAAAAUUUAACUGUUGAACCAAGUAUAGAUCGACUUCAUAUGAUAAUGAAUUGGAAACCACCACGUAAAGAUUUAAAUAAUCCAAUAACACAUUAUGAAUUAGAAUAUCGUAAUUCAAAAAAUCGUUCAUGGCAAACAUUUAAAAAUGGUCCAUUAGAUAUAGAUGAUUUAUAUAAAAUACCUAAUAAUUUAACAAAAUUUGAAAUAAAAAUUACAGAAAAAGAAACAGCGAAUAGUUUAGCACCGAAUACAGAUUAUUAUUUUCGUAUAAUAGUUGUUAAUGAAGUUGGAAAAAGUGAACCAACUGAAACACGUUCAUUCAUUAAAACACCAUCAUUACCAAAACCACCGAAAUUAAAGUAUGAUAAAACUUUGGAAACGUGUAAAACAACCACUGGACAAAAGCAUUCUAUACCCGUUAGUGUAGAAGGUGAACCAUCUCCACAAAUAGAUUGGAAAUUUAUUCCUGACGGUCAUCCAAGUGAUGAGAGAAAUUCACUUCCUAGUGAUGCACAAACAGAAGCAUCCGGUCCUGACCAAGAUGGUGUGAAUAAAAUUGCAUUGAAAUUCCGAAAAAUAUCACGAUCAUGUGGCGGCACAUAUAUUUUAACAGCUGUAAAUAAUUGUGGUGAAGCUCGUGCUGAAUUUCAUGUGACUGUGUUGGGUCUACCAAGUGCACCACAGAAUCUUAUUGCAACAAAUCUGUCAAAAACUUCCAUUCGUCUAAAUUGGUCACCACCUACUGAUACUGGAGGUAGUCAAAUAUUAAAUUACGUCAUAGAACAAGCUGUAGUUAAAAGUAAUUUGGCUACACCAUCUAGUGUAGGUUAUUGGGAACCUGUAACACGUAAUCUUCCAGUACAUGAAGCAUCUGACGGUUCUACAGGAUAUAUUUAUGAUAUUAUUAAUUUGGCAUCAGAAAAAUAUAUGCUUUUUAGAGUAGCAGCUCAAAAUAAACAAGGAAUUGGUGAAUUUGAAACUAUUACAAGUCCUCUUUUAGUUACAUCUCCACACAAUUUACCCGGACCACCAAAAGAUUUAAAUGGUACAACUGAUAAAGAUGGACAAGUUCAUUUAGAAUGGAAACCUCCACAACAUGAUGGUGGUGCUAAAAUUAUGAAUUAUAUCAUAGAAAAAUGUUUAUCAUUAAAAGAUGCUAAUUGGUCUGAGAUUAAACUUCCUGAUUCACCUAAUACAAUGCGAAUUAUACCAAAUCUUAGAGAUGGUAUCUGCUACUUUCGUGUAUCAGCUGUCAAUGAUGCUGGAAAAGGUUCACCAUCUAAUAUCAUAGAUGUAGAUGUUAAAAAAGGUUCUGAUAAACCUGAUCAACCAGGUCAACCAACUGUUGAAGUAAUUGCAGAUGGUGCUGUUCAACUGCGUUGGUCACAACCAUUGAAUGAGGGUACUGGUGGACCGAUAAAAGGCUAUGAAGUACAAAUUUGUGAAGUUGGUUCAAUUAAAUGGAAACCUUCUUCAUCAGAUUUAUGCUCAGUGAAUGAAAUUCGUUUAACUGGAUUAAAUCCAGCACAAGAUUAUUUGUUUAGAGUAAUUGCAGUUAAUGAUGCUGGGUUAAGUUUACCUUCUGAACACAGUAGACCUAUUCGUCCAGCUACUGAUGUGGAUUUCGUCCGUCCGUUGGAGAAUCAAUCUAUUACAGAGUUACCAUCUGAUGUUGUAUUUGAAUGUGAACUCUCUCGACCUGGUAUGACAUUGAUAUGGUCCAAAGAUGGACGUGAUCUAAAUUUAUCAUCACGAUGUGUGUAUAGCGUUAUUGGAGAAGGUGAUAAAGCUUUUUGUAUUCAUCGACUAACUCUUAUAAAGGUUAGUCCAGAUGAACAAGGUGUAUACAAUGCGAGAUUAGUAACUGGGAAAAAAACUGAAGCUAUAUUGACGAUUGAAUGCCCACCAAAAAUACUUUAUGAUGGACCGUUAGAAAUACAAUUACUCAGUGGAAAAAGUACAGUGAUUGAAGUACCAUAUACUGGUGCACCAUUCCCAGACGUUAAUUGGUCAUUUAAUCAUGGACCAUUACCAAUCGGAGCAAAACGUGAAUCUCCUAUUGCGUCAGUAGAUACAGUAUAUGGAUUAACAUGUUUGCGUCUGCGUCACGUUACAGGAGAAAUUACUGGAAAUUACAAACUUCUGAUAAGUAAUGAGCUGGGAAAGGCAACGUUAGAACUUAUUGUGAAAAACCAACCGUCUGGUACCGCAUCACUCACAUGGCAAGCACCAAAAGAGGAAGGUGGUUCACCAAUUAUUGGUUAUCUUGUCGAAAAACGUGAAGCGAAUAAACGUAGUUGGACACCAUUUGGCUCUCAAGUUAAAGAACUAAGCUGUGUCGUUGAUGGUUUGACAACUAAUACAGGUUAUUUCUUCAGAGUUAUGGCUCAAAAUAUAUCAGGUUGCUCUGAGCCAACAGAAACCGAUAUAUCGGUAGUGAUACCAUGUUUAACAAAACCUCCAUCGGCUCCAGGGACACCAGAAGCAAGUGAUAUUGGUACGGAUUCAUGCCGAGUCAGUUGGGAACCACCCAGUUCGGAUGGUGGUGCUCGACUGACAUUUUAUCAUUUAGAGAAAAGAGCAAAUCUUAAAGGUAAUUGGGUAAGAGCUUGUGCGGAUAAAUUACCUAUUUUGACGAAUGAAGUAAAAUCUACCUAUGUGACAAAAGUAACUGGGCUUGUACCAGAUAAUGUCUACGAAUUUCGUGUAGCAGCUGAAAAUGCUGAUUUUAUGGUUGGUGAAUACUCCAAUUCAAGUCAUAGAAUUUCAACUCAGCUACCAUUCUCUGUACCCGGUAAACCAUCAAGACCUGAAAUUCAGAAUAUUACAGAAACAACUAUUGGUUUAGCCUGGAAAGCACCAUAUGAUGAUGGAGGAGAUUUAGUAAAAAAAUAUGUUGUUCAAUAUAAAACUACAUCAUCAAGUGAAUGGAAAACAGUUAGUGAAAUGCCAGUUGAUCUGGAAUUUACUGUAGCUCAUUUACAAUCAGAUGAACAAUAUGAGUUUCGUGUAGCAGCUAUCAAUUCAGCUGGUCAAGGACCAUGGUCUGAUACAUCGGAACCAUGUAAUCCAGCUAAAGCGAUCGAAUCUUCUAAACCUUCAUUAGUCAAUCCUUUAAGUAAUGUAACAGUAUUGGUUGGUCAAUCAGUUGAAUUAAAUUGUGAUUUUAAAUUAGGUGAACCAAAAGGAAAUGUUACUUGGUUUAAAGACGGUAAACCAAUAAGAAGUCAAGUCAAGUACUCAACAAGUUCAGCAUGGGAACGCAGGGCUAGUUUAAAAAUAAAUCGUACUAAAUUAGAAGAUGCUGGUGUAUUUAGUUGUGUAGCAGAGAAUCCAUCGGACAAAUCUGCAUCAAGUAAUGUAACUGGAAUUUUAAGUAAAUCAGAUCACUUAACUGGUCGAGUCGGUGGCUGUUUAGCACUGAAAGCUACUUGUGAAGCUUUUCCAGAUUGUGAAUCUAUAGUAUGGUUUAUCAAUGGAAAACAAAUUGAUUCAAGUUUAGAUUCAGAAUUAUUAUCUCGUGUAAUAAUUAUUGAUACACCUACAAGUCGAAUUUCAAAUGUACCUAAACCUCAAGUUUCCAUACUAACUAUCAGUAAUCUACAUCUUUCGGAUGCUGGUGAAUAUGGAUGCAGUUCAGUAAAUGAAGUAGGAACUGCUCAAUCUGCUAUAAAAUUAAUUUUAAACGAUCGUCCACAACCACCAAUGUCUAUUGAAGUAACUGAAACUCGUGGUCAAGACUGGAUAGAGGUUAAAUGGGAAAGACCAUCUAGUGAUGGUGGUUCAAAAUUAACACGAUAUAUUAUUGAACGUCGUGUUAUUGCUACUUCUACUUCUAGAGAUCAACCUACAUCAAUUCAUGAAACAAAUUGGUCUAAUGUUGGUCAAGCUGGACCAUAUGAUGAUCAUUUACGAAUACAAAAUUGUAAACCUGGGACAGUUUAUUCAUUCCGUAUUUUUGCUGAGAAUGAAAUUGGUAUGAGUGAUCCAACAGAAAUUGAAUCACCUUAUCAAAUGAAAUCAUAUACAGAUUUACCAUUACCCCCGACUCAUGUCACAGCAGAACGUUCAUCGCCAAGAGAAGCUAAAAUUCAAUGGCGUCCACCUAUUAGUGAUGAUGGUGGUUCUGUUCAAGGUUAUAUGGUUGAAUUACGUGAAACACCAGAUCCAAAAGAUCAAUAUACAUCAAGAUGGACACAAGCUAGUCCGAAAUUAAUACGAUCCGGCACUACCUUAAAAGUUGAUGAUUUACAUCCUGAUAUGUUUGUUCAAUUCAGAGUUCGUGCUCGUAAUCUAGUUGGAUUUAGCGAACCAUCUGAACCAUCUGACUGGAUUGAGUCUAUAGUAAAAAAACCCCGUGAAAGUAUAGAUGAAUCGACGCGCAAAACAGAUGACACUACGAAAUUACCUAAAGAUGAUAAGUCACCUUUGGAUAUUGUGCAGGAAAUAAUUGCACUUAAAGAAGCUAGUCGUCCGAAGAAAAUAAUUGAUAAAGAUGCACCUCGAAUACAGCUUAUUGAUGAAGAUACUUAUCGUUUAAGACCAGGAAAUAAUUUACGUGUCGGUGUACAUCUUGAUUCUGUUUCCAAAGCUAAUGUAGAACUUUUAACAGCAAGUGGCCAACCAUUACUUGGGAAUGCACUUGGAAGAACUCGUAUAGAACAAUUUGGAGAUGAUUUCUAUGUGAAUUUACGUAACAUUAAUCUGUCUGAUGCAGGUACUUAUUGUAUAAAAGCAAUAAAUACAGCAGGUGAAAGUAACCAAUUAAUCCAUUUAAUUGUUCUCACUGAACCACUUCCACCGAAAUCUCCAUUAAUAGCUAAAGUAAUUGAAUGUCCUAAAGGAUACUCUGAAGGUGCAACAGUUGAAUUAACAUGGGGACCAUCACCAUUACGUGAUGGGGAAUCACCAGAACUUACUUCACCAAUAUUAGGAUAUUGCAUUGAACGACGUGAAGGUCAACGUCGACAACAAUUUAAUUAUCCUAUUCGUUUGGUUGGUUCAGAUAAAUUAUCUGUAAAAAUACCAGAUUUGAAACCAGGAAUUGAAUAUGUAUUUCGUGUCAGUUCAUAUAAUGAUGUAGGAUCAAGUGAACCAACUUAUUCAGAACCACUUAUCAUUAAAUCUCCAUAUGGUGUUCCUGAUGCACCUAAAGGUCCUUUAGUUUGUUCUGAUCUAACGGAUUCCUCAUUGAAACUUACUUGGUUACCACCUGAAGACAAUGGUGGUCUACCUGUGAAAAGAUAUUAUAUUGAAAUGAAAGAUGUUGGUAAUCCUGCUGGAUGGAUACCUUUGGGUACUGUAUCGGCAGAUUCUACUUCUUAUCUGGUUAGUGGAUUACAGCAAGGAUUCGCUUAUCGAUUUCGCGUGCGGGUUGCUAAUGAUGAAGGCCUUAGUGACUGGUUAGAAACAGACAAAUCUAUAUCUUUCCGUCGCCCAGUUACAAAACCAUCUCAGCCUGAGGGACCUUUACGAAUGCUGCCAGAUGGAGAUAGAGCCGUCCGUUUAACUUGGAAUGCUCCGCUAGACGACGGUGGAUCUCCAAUUAAAGAUUUCAUAGUUGAAUUAUGCCUCGAUAGAUCGGGAGAACAUUGGCAACCUAUUGGUGAAGUGCGUGGAUUAAACAAACGAAUUGAAAAUCUUAUUCCAGAUGGCAUUUAUAGUUUUCGCGUCAGUGCUCGUAAUGAAGACGAUAAAGUCGGUCCACCUCUCUAUUCAGAAAUCUACAAACCAGGUGCGCCUAUGACGCCACCUGGCCAACCGGUUGGUCCACUAAAAGCCACAUGUAUCGGAAUCGGUCAAGUGAAAUUGGAAUGGAAACCUCCAAUAGUCGGUGGUCAAAGUGGUUGUGGAGUUCCUGAUGAGUAUUUAAUUGAACGCUAUGAACAAAAGAAAGCACGUUGGGCGUACGUAACUCGUCAAAGUGCUUCAACUGGGACAACUGUAGUAGUCUCUAACUUGCAACCGGGUUCCGAAUGCCAGUUUCGUGUACGGGCUGAAAAUAGAGCAGGGUCUGGUCCUUUCCUCGAAUCUGAUCGUCCAAUCACAGUCAUUAGUCCAUUUAAUCCACCUGGUCCACCUGAAGGUCCAAUUAAUAUCUCAGAAGUUCAAAUGGGUGCUAGUCGAGCGGACUGUUCGGCUCGUAUUUCUUGGAGACCUCCGUUAGAUACAGGUGGCUUACCACUUAUUCGUUAUGUGCUACAAAUGCGUUAUGCUAAUACUCCAGGUUGGCAUAGAGUGACGGGGCUUCAACGAACAAUUAGUACGGAUGAAAUAAGUGAUAAAUUAGACACUGCAAAAAUAGAUUUGGCUACUACUUCACUUGUAACUGGUUUAAUGCAAGGUCAACGCUAUAUUUUCCGAGUUGCUGCUGUUAAUGAAGUCGGAACAGGUGCAUUUUUAGAAUCCGAAACAUUUGAAAUGCCUGAAGAUGAUAGCUGUAAACCUAAAGCAGACUGGGUUCGUAUUGCUGGAAAAUCAGCUGAUAGUGUAACUGUAGAAUGGCUUGUCCCACACGAUUGUCGUCACGACCAUGGACCUAAUCGAGCUCAUCACCUAGCUAUUGAUGGUUUUCGUGUGUUCGUUAGACCAGCAACAACACCUCAGCCGAGCAAUAUAUCUCAAUGGAAACAAGUUGCUGAAUUAGACCACUAUCUUAAUCGUCUGGUUGUAGGAAAUUUAAAACCAAACCAAUUUUAUUAUUUUGGUGUGGCUGCUGUGAAUCAGUCAGGUCAAGGUGAAAUCAUUUCUACUAAAGAACCUGUUUGUCCAGAAGCUAUUACAACUGUACCAAGUCAACCUAUAGGACCAUUACAAGUAUCUAAUAUAACAGAUAAUAGUUGUCAAUUAUCAUGGUUAAGUCCUGCAAGUGAUGGUGGCAGUCCAAUAUUAGGUUACAGAAUAUAUAAACGGGAAAUGUAUCGACGCAGUUGGCAAGAGAUUGGACGUAUAACUGAACUAUCUGGGUUGACUAGUUCAAGACAAUUACAAUUUCAAGUACAAUAUUUAAUGCAUGGUACUGCUUAUGAAUUUCGUGUUGUAGCUGAAAAUAAGAAUGGUUUAUCUGAACCAUUAGAUACACAAGCACAAGUGCAUCCAGCCAAAGAGACUAGUGUCCCAGGACCACCGAGAGGACCAUUACGUGUGCGUGAAGUUCCUGAUAAUAUUGGAACACUAGAGUUGACUUGGUCACCACCAUAUGAGUUAGGAGGAUUACCUAUACUUGGCUAUCAAUUAGAAAUACGUCAAGGACGUUCAUUUAACUGGAAACCAUAUCCUUCAUCGAAUGAACUUGUUGCUUAUGGACCUGAAUCUAAAUUUCAACCGUCUCACAUUAUUACCGAUAUACAACCAAAUAAAGAGUACUUUUUCCGGGUGUCAGCUGUCAAUAAAGAAGGAGUUGGUUUACCACUUACUGCUGAUGAUAGUUAUGUGAAAUCUAUAAACUUAGCUCCACCAAAACUUGUAAUGGGUCGUCGAAUUCCCCCCGAUGAAGCUGAAGAUCAAAGUCACGAGAAACCAAUACUACAAGUUUCUUGGGAAUGGACUCCAUUAUUGGCAUAUGAACCACAACCAAUAGGUUUUCAAGUGGAACGACUUGAUAUUGCAUCUCGAGGUGCUAGCCAACCGGUUGAGACGGGCGUUGUAUUGGCCAGUCUUCCGACAAUAGGACGAUCUGAUUCGACAACGCCCGGUCACUAUGUACCUCCCGUUCAAUCUGUUUUGCUCAAAUCUGAUAGUAAACUAGGUUAUGAACUUGAGUGGGAGGCUCCAGAAGGUCAAGGUGCUGAAGACAUUAGAGGGUAUACGUUGGAAGAUUGGGAUUCAAGGAAACAGAAGUGGGCACCAUUAAUAGAAAUACCAGUAAGUGCGCCUCGACAGUUAGUUUUGGCUGCAUCACGCACACCUGACAAGGACUAUAAAAUGAGAAUUAUCAGCCAUGGGAAAACUGGCAAGUCUAUUCCAACGGAAUUUGGACUAUAUCGGAGUCCUAUUGAGUCAAUCUCAUCUAGGCCUCCAUCUAGAUCAUGGACAACACUACCGAGUACAUCAGGUCUUCCAAUUUCUACGACGUCCCAUGAUAAAACUCGUCCACGAGCAGAUAUUGACGAUGAUUUUGAUUUGGAAUUGGCCAUGAUUACUGGAGUUGAACCUGGUUCUGACGAAGUAAAUGAGUUCAUUCGCUCAAGGCGUCAAAUGGUUCAAGAUAUGACGCAACGCAUGAUUACACCAUCAUCCCUAGGGAGACUUAGUUCAUUAGAAAAAGGAAGACUGGAUCUAGAUCGCACUGACAGUUCACUAUAUACGACUGGAAGGUUGACUUCUCAGUUAAGUAUUUCUUCCCCAGCCGGUCUGUAUAUUUCAGAUCAACUAAGAGGAGAAAUAGUAGGUCCAACAUCUGUUCAUCUCAUUUGGCCUGAACCAAGUGGGUGGUUAGCUCCAGACAAAAUAGCUUUUUAUGACAUUCAGAAGUGGGAACCUGUUCAUUCUAAAUGGGUUUCUAUUGCCAAGGCUCCGUCUAAAGUUACAGACUACAUUUUAACUGGUCUCCGGUCGAAUGAUGAGAGCGGAUGGUGGUUCCGUGUAGUGCCUUCAGGCCGUGAUUCAGAAUCGAUUGGGGCACCUUAUCAAAUGGCUAAACCUCUUUAUCCAAGAUCUCAGCAUGCUACAGUUCCUUCUUCUGUUUGGGGUGUAGAAAUUUCUCCUGUUUUUGGUUUACAUAAGAUAGAUCAACGAACAAUUCAAGUUAACUGGAUGAAACCUAGCAAUGAUGGUGGUUCUGAUAUACUUGGUUAUCGUUUACUAAUUUAUGAUGCUGAUACUGGUGAUGAACAAGAGAUAAUUGUUUCUCCAAAAUUUUUAACUUCUAAAAUUGACUCUUUAGAAGCCUUUCAUGUUUAUAGAAUUACAAUUACUGCAUUUAAUCGUAUUGGUGAUUCUAUACCAGUUACUUCAACUGUACCAUUACAUCGUGAAACACCUGGCCUACCAUCCCUACCUUUACCACCCAGUGACUUUCGAGCUGUUUUGACGGAUCAUUUUAACAAAGAAUAUUCCAGUUGUAUUCUGUCAUGGAAACCUCCAUCAUUACUUCCAUCAUCACCUAUAGAUUUUUAUGUUAUUGAAAAAUGGAGUUCACAAUCUAAACAAUGGAUUCCAUUUAAAAAAGUUCCGUAUGAUGUGUAUGAAAUUGAAAUUACUCAUUUACUUGAUGAUGUAGAUUAUGGUUUUAGAAUAAGAUCACAAAAUGUCGCUGGCUUAAGCGAACCAUUAUGCUUAAACACUCAUAUUCGACCAAAUUUAGUCAAAGAAAAAGAUACUAAAGCGUUACCACCACCAGCUCCUGGAGCUCCAUUAGAAUUAAAACAACUUCAUACUAAUCAAAGUAUAUCAAAGUUAAAGGCAGUGACAGAGACUGCUAACCGUGUGAUGGAACUAUGCUGGAGUCAACCUACCUUCUUAACAGAUGAUGUAGGUCCAGUUAGAGGUUAUGUUGUUGAGGCUAGAAGAAGAGGUCAGGAAAACUGGGCGCUACUUGGUCGGCUACCUUCUACAAGAGACAGACAUUGGAAUAUUGUAUUUGGUCCUCAAAUCGGUGAUUAUAAUAGGACUCCAACCCUACCUCUCUCUCGGCUACCCUCAAUUCUUACCGACUCUUCUGGCAAGUGGGAUAUGAGCUUGCCACAAACCUUUUCGAAAAGUUACCCGUCUCCAUCUAUGUUGCCAGGAGAACCAAAAGACUAUGAAUUUCGUUUAUAUUCAGAAAAUGAAUUUGGAGUAAGUGAACCAAUUUAUUUAAGACCCAAACUUAGAAGUCCUUCUUUGAUUUCUGAACCACAUUAUAAUAGGCAAUCAGCUCUUGAGUACUACGAGUUACCAACUUACAUAUCACCUCCAAGAGGACCAGUUCGUAUAGAAACCAGACCGAAGUCUUCUUUAUAUCAUGACAGAAUCCAAAGCGAUAAAGAUGUCACACCAGAAGAUUUGAUUUUGCAUUGGAAGCCCCCAUAUGAUACAACUAACAUUUCUGGCUACGAAGUAGUUUACCGCACACCAUAUGAAAUGAAAUGGCAACCUAUAGGUAGGACAGAUUUAUCCGACACAAAUCUAAAAAUACCAAGUUCAUUAUUAAGUGAUUUUCCACAAACUGUUCAUGUUGGUGUACGUUCUGUUGGUGAUUAUAUUCCCGGAAUGACUGAACGUCCAUACUCUGAAACAAUUGAAGAAGUCUUGUCCGUUCCACAAAGUGUGUUUACAUCAUCAUCUUACCAACCUAAACCGUAUAAAACACCAAAAGAUACAUUCAGUCUACGGGCUCCUUCAGAGGUUCGUGCCAGUGUUUUCAAAUACACUCCUGAAAAAGAUAGUCCCGAAGAAGUAGCCUUGGCAUGGCGCCCACCCAGUGUGAAAUCAGUGGGAAAACAUGGUUUGGAAAGUUUGCCAGAUUCUUAUUUAAUUUUAACUAGGGAGUUAGGUCAUUCUGAUUGGAAAGAAAUUCAAACUACACCUAGCAAUAUCACCAACACCCAUAUUAGAGCAUCUUUGCUACCACAAGGUCGAGAUAUAUAUAUUGGUGUGGCGCCUGUUCGUGGUAUUCAAAUAGGACCAAUUAUGUCUACUUUAGAUACAAUAAAGUUAUCAGAACCUACAAGCCCGGGAAGGCUCUCUUCAAGAAGUUCUUUACCAUUCAUUUCAGCUGAGCCAUUGAUUGUUUUACCAGAAGGACCAGAUGCAAUACGGGUUCAAUGGAAACCUACAGAAGCGUUAAUUAGUAAAUUACCUCAAAAAGGAAUUUCAGAUUAUCGACUAGAAAUGAGACGCCCACAUGAAAUGGACUGGAAGCCUAUUCGAAUUCCAAAAUAUCUAGAUUCGUUGGAUGGAAUACUACCCAUUUCAAGUCCAAUAGAAUAUAGACUGGAUAAUCUAAAGCCAGGUGAACGUGUUGAAUUGCGCGUCGCUACUCGACCAACUCAUUCAGCCCCAUCGAUUCCUAUAACUGAUACCUUAUUUUAUCAGUUCAUUCCUCCUUAUGAUGUACCUUCAAAACCUAGAGGACCUUUAAUGAUUGAUAUAAUACCUACCUGUUCUCCAAUAUAUUCAAGAAGGCCAUCAUCUAGUCUAGAAAAGAUUGAAUCUCCGUUAUCAUUCUCAACACAUACAACACCACACUUGGACUCAAAAGGUAUUCAACUUAAAUGGCAUGCACCCAGUGACACAGGUGGUUUACCUGUCACAGAAUAUGUGAUAGAACGUCGUGGAGGUCCAGUGAAAAGUACCGCAAGUGAAUGGAUCCCCGUAUUAUCUGUUUCGGGAGAGACGACUUCAGCAGUGAUUCCAUUUCCAAGUACUCUGAGUAAUGUUUAUCCUUACUCUUACCGUGUUCGAGCAGUCAAUCGUAUGGGUGCAAGCAGUCCAUUAGAAACUUUAAGACCAUUGGAUUUUGAGACAUCAAUGUCAGAUCAACCUAGCAGACCUUCUUCUCGUGUUAGUUACCGGCCACUACCACCCUCUGCACCAGCUGGACCCUUACGAUCAGAAUUUCUUCCUUUUGAUUCAGGUCUUCACCUAGAAUGGCAACAUCCUCAAAAGAGUUCUUACAAACUAGAUGAAUCACUGUCUAUGCCAUCUUCAUACGUGAUCGAAGCUACUGAGGCUAGCAGACCAGAUGCACCUUGGAUCGAAGUUGGCCGUGUCCCUGGUACUGUAACAUCGGCUGACGUUCGAAUUCUGCCUACACCGUAUAGAAGCGAGUCGACGGAACGUCCAUAUACACCAAGCCCAUACCAUGUACCCCCUACUCUUCUAUAUCGAAUAAGGGGUGAAAAUGAAUUUGGCUUAAGUGCACCACUUGUGACAAGAAUUGAACCACCUGGUUAUUCUGUAUAUGAAUCCAAACCUGGGUUCGAGCAUCCAAAACUAAGCUCCGGUCGCCUUGAAACUCGUCUACUACCAAUGUCAUCAGAAUUUCAACUGCCUCAGAUUGAAUUACGCUGGCCGCCUCUUGCUCCAGAAUACAGACGACAAACUUUCCCAUCAUCGGCUGAUCACCGACCUAUAACCCCUCUCGUAACACCAGAUAUAAGUUACCUUGUUCAAGUUAGAAAAGCUGAAGACAUUGGAUGGCAGACAUUAGCCACUUUACCAUACGGUCAUGAAACAUUUAUUUAUCACCCCAAAGUAGAAAAAGUACCUCAUAGACCACGGUCUAGUUUGGCCUCAGUCUACAGACUAGAAGAUAGACCAAUAUUUGAAGCUUACCAGUUCCGUGUAGCUCCAAGAAGUCAUUUCGGUGUUGGGAGAUUCAUAGAAUCGGAUGUGGUCAGCUGGAGUCCGUCUCAUUUGCAAGCUGGUGAUUAUAGAACAGUAAGCUUACCGGGACCUAUUUCAAUGGAACUUAUGGUUCCAUCUGUCCCUCAGCCAAUAAUACCUUCUCCUGAGCGUUUCCACUUGGUUGAUGUGUCUACCGAGUCAGCUGGUGAACGUAUGCAAAACAGAUUGGGAAGUGUAACACUAUCCUGGCAUCCUCCAGCGGGUAUGUCUUCUACCUUACGCUCCACUACAGAUUUUGUCGUUGAAUCAUGGCGUCCAGACAAACAAGAAUGGUGGCCGAUAGCACGACGACCAGCAGCUAUCAGUGCUGAAUCUGUACCGGGUAGAUAUGAAAUAACCGUCGAUCGCUUACCACUCGGACAAACUUAUCAUUUUCGCGUUCUAACGGAAACAAAAGAUGGUCGAAGUGAACCAGUUAUUCUUCCACAACCUGUUUUCAUGCCACAAGUAGAUAAAGAAAAGAAAGCGAAACCAGCUCCACCUUCUCAUCUCAGAGUGUCAUUACUAACUGGCAGUACAAAAGGUGCUUUGUUAACAUGGCUUCCACCAUCAACAGUAACAUUCUCAGGUCGACGUAGCAGUUUGUCAUUACGUUGUCCUCCAACUGGAUAUAUAUUAGAAUAUUGUACAUUACCAUCCACAGGAAAUGAACCAACUACUUGGAAACGUUUGGCAGUAUUGGAUGCUUGGGAAACAUCUUAUCAAACAACUGAUUUACAACAUGAAACUAGAUAUCUAUUUCGUAUAAUGUCUCGUGGACAGAUCACUGAUUCACCACGUUCUGUAACACCAUCAAGGCUUGGAAAAAUUAGUCGAACUACAAUUGAUUCAAGCGUUCUUAGCGAACCAAUCCAUUCAGAAAUAUUUGAAAUGCCGAGAAAAACAAUUACUGUACCAAAAUUAACCGGUGAUUUAACAGUGAAAUCAACAACCAGUUUAUCUUCACUCUCACCAUCGGUUUCUUUACACUGGCAACCAAUUGACGAACCAUUAACAGGAUAUAUAGUAGAUUUAUAUGAUUUAAAAGAACCAACUGGUUGGAGAACAAUUACACGGAUUGAUACAACUGAAAUACGUCAUCCUUUCCAUGGUGUUACAGUAACAGGUCUUCUACCAGAUCAUUCUUAUCGAUUCCGUGUUAUACCAUAUAAAGAUGAUUUAUUUGGUCGACCAUUAGAAACUUUGAAAGCUUAUACUGUUCCAAAAGCAGUAGGACAUGAGGAUAGUGAUUAUGAAUCAUUAAUUAUUCCUCCACCUAGGGGACCAUUAUACGUGGAAGCGGUCAGUGGUGGUGUUUAUCGUUUAAGGUGGCAACCAGUGCAACUAAGAGGAUUAACUGACAUUAUGCAUAGACGUAAAUUAGAUGAGGAAAUUGAAUAUAUUAUUGAACAACAAACACCGAAUCGAAGAUUUUGGUUCGAAGUUGGCCGGACUCGUCUUACUGAUUAUGUAUUACCGAUUAACAGUGCUACAGUUAGAUUUCGUAUACGCUCAUCAUUAGCUGAUAUUUCGUCAAGUAUCGACAAACACACUAACUAUUCACUUUCAUAUGAUGGUCUCCUCUCCGAAUGGAUUCAUACAUUAGAUGACAGUUUACAGUACGAAAAUGUACCUCACAUUGGGAGUCCGAAGAGACGAUUAUCUAGUGAUGAAGUUUUUGACAUUGGUCGAAUUGUCCCUGAUGGAUUACGCGUUCUUCAUGUUGGUCCAACUUCUGCCUUACUAGGAUGGAAUUCUCUUAAAAUAGAUGAGGAUACAUUACAACCAUACUAUCUCAUUUUAGAACGACGCAUCAUUAAUAAGUACAAACCAAGUAUUUGGGAGCCUGUAGCAAGAAUUCGCACUUCUGAUACAUCAUACGAAGUACAUGGUUUAUCUUCUGGUACAACAUAUGAUUUUCGUCUUGUUGGAAUUGAAGAAUCAACUAAAACUCGAAGUACAAAACAUUGUCAACUUUCAAAACCAUUUACAACUCUUGGACAAAUUGAUUCACUUGAAGAUGAUAUGAAAAUAUUUUGGAUUGAUCAACCAAGAUCAUUUAAUGCUAUUAGUAAAAUUGAUGGAACACAAGAAGGUAUUAUGUUAACAUGGAAAUCACCUGAAAUGCCUAAUCGUUUAAAUGAGAAAUUACUUUAUAGAAUUGAAGUAAGAGGUUUUAAUUUUUCAGGUGAACCAAUUACUAAUUGGACUAAAGUUAUUUCAGAAUUAAAAACAACACAAUAUUUUAUUAGUUAUAAUAAAUUAGAUAAUUUAUUUAGUCAAUCAUCUAAUUAUCAAUCUAGUAGUAUAUCAUCUAUAACUAGAAGAAGACAUAUAAGAUCAAUUGAUUUUGAUCAACAACAAUGGCAAUUUCGUGUAUUCGCUGAAUUGGAUAAUAAACAAAGUUUACCAGCUGUUACAAUAACACCAAUCACAUUAAUUCCUCAAGCCAAACGAAGUCCAUUACGUUUCAUCAAUUUGCGAGAUGAUCGCAUUAUUUAUGCUGUUCGUGGGCAAAAAUUAGUUUUGUCUGUAGAAGUUGAAGGAGAACCGAAACCAAAUGUCUUUUGGUAUUUAAAUCACAUACAAAUAGAUGAAAAAAUAUUACCUGGUUGUCGUGUGGCUCAAAUUGGCGUCGGUAUUUAUGAAUUAACUAUUGAACAAGUACAACCAAGUCAUGCUGGUCUCUUAGAAUGUCGUGUAUGGAAUAUUUAUGAGUCAAUAUCAGAAACAUGGGAAUUGAUAGUUUCAGCGGUGCCACGAUUCUGCCGACUUGGAUGGGCUGCACAACCUCAUGAAUAUGAAUUAAGACAUGGAGACAGCUGGUAUCUACGUGUUCCAUUAGAAGGUUUAGACUAUAUACAAGACCGUGAUUGGAUUACAAAAGUUUGGUUCGAACGUUUAAGUCAUUUGACUCCUGGUCUUUCAGUUGAACCGUUGGAAAAUCGUGUUCGAAUAAAUCUAUCAUCUGGUUGCCGUUGGGUUGAAGUGGUUGUUGACAAAUUGAAUCUAGCUGAUAGCGGACUAUAUCGACUAUGGAUACAGAAUCAAGCUGGUCGAGAUUACAUCGAUUUGCGUUUACGUAUUGCUGAUAAACCUUGUGCUACACUACAGAAACCUCGAGUAAAACCACAUGGACCUGGAACAUUACUUAUAGAAUGGACUCCACCUCUGAUUACUGAUCGUUUAGAAUCUUUAGUUAAAUUUACUGGUUAUCGGGUAGAGUAUCGUCGUGAUGAACCUGGAGAAGAUUGGUUCCUUCUUGGUACUACAUCUGCUGAUCAAACUUAUUUUAUUGCGCGCAGUCAAUUAAGAAGAGGUGUAAAUUAUCGUUUCAGAGUACGAUUAGAAAAUUGGCAUGGAUUAGGACCAGCUAGUGAUGCAUCAGAACCAGCACAAUUACCAGUACAUCGGCUUACAGAAGUUUUGGAUCUUAAUGAUAUGGAAUUCCGUCAUUAUACAGAUGGAUCAUUCGAUUCACGAUAUGACAUUAUUGAAGAGUUAGCUCGUACUAGAAAUUCCGGUCUUUAUAGACUUGCUGAACGCUCGACUGGUCGUUACUGGUUAGGUACUAUUAUAGAUACAAGUCCAUCUGCAAUGACUAAACGUCCAGUUAGUGCUUUAGGUAAACGCGACAUCAGCUAUCCAGAAUUACCUUCGCGUCCAGUUAGUGUUUUGGAAACUGAACGCCCUGUUCGUAGACGUGCUUCUUAUGAUAUAUCAAAGUAUACAACUAGACAUGAUAUUACUGACUGGGAACAAGAGAAAGCCGAACGUGAACUGAAACUACUUUCGCGUAUCCAACAAGAAAACUUUGCACAUCUACAUGAAGCUUACACAGAAGCUAAACGUACUAUUUGUGUAAUGGAAGAUGUCACAUCUGGUGAUACAUUAUGGCAUCAAUUAGGUCGACGUAUUACAGUAACUGAGCAUAAAGCAGCGGACAUAUUACGUCAGUUAUUAGAUUUAACUGCACAAAUACACAAAAGUGGUGGUGUACAUCUUGGUUUACAACCAGAGAAUAUCUUCUUUACUGAUCAAUCUAGACAGCGGAUUGCAUUGGCUGAUCUAGGACAAACGCAUGCUUCAACUGUUGAUAAACCUGUUCGUUUAUCAUUUCGUUCUAUGGUAUAUAUUCCACCAGAAUUAACUAAUGCUAUGCCAAUUAGUAAAUCGGCACGAGUUGGUCAAUCUGCUGAUAUGUGGUCAUUAGGUCUAUUACUUUAUCAAAUGACUACUGGUGAUACAGAAGGGCCACCUGAACCAGAGAAACUUGAAAAGAUGCAUUAUUCUCCAAAAAUGGUUGAUUUUACUAAACGUUUACUACAUACUGAUCCAAAACAACGGAUGACAGUUCAUCAAGCUUUGGAACAUCCAUGGAUAACAAGUAUGACUAGUAAAAAAUAUGAUACAAUUGAACGAGAAGAAAAAGAGGAUCACUUCAAAUCUGUUUCUUCAUCAAGACAUUAUUCAUCAAAUCUAGCUAAGAAUGAUGAAUCACAAAUACAAGAUGAAAUUCUAGAAGAUGAUAUUGCUGAACGAAUAAAUAAACGUGCAUAUACAAGAUUAUUACGUUGGUUAGAUGCCAGUUAUGUAAAUGACACUGAUGAUAUUGAUACAAAUGAUACAUCAAGUAUUCGUAAAUUGUCAAGAGUUGGAUCUAUUCAUGAUUCAUAUCAUCGUUAUUAUUAUGAUUAUCAAACAUCAUCAUCUAAAGAAUCUGAAGAAAUUGUUGUACAUGCAAGAAUUACACCACGUGGUCAAGCACCAGAAAUAUUAACACCUAUGGGUUCAGUAAGUGCUCCAGAAGGUAGUACAACAACGUUACGUUGUGCUGUUUAUUUACCGAAAAUAAAAAAAUCAUCACAUCUUACAGAUCAAUUGAGUGAUUUACAAAUUCGUUGGUCAUUAAAUGGUCGUGAAUUAAAUAUUGGUUGUCCGUUACCAUCAUUAAAAACUUCUACGACACAACAUUAUGUAUGUACAUAUGAUACUGAAACAGGUGAUAUUAAACUUCAUAUCAAUGAUGUUACAGUAUAUGAUGCUGGAACAUAUGAGGUUACUAUUAUUGGUCGAUAUGGUCAAGUAUCUGAUUCAGCAAAUUUGAAAGUUUAUGAAUCAACAACUCAGCGUUCAACUACUAAUUCUGAUUUAUAUGUAACAAGUGAAUUAGGCGCACGUAUUCUAUUACCAUUAGUUGAUAUGACAUGUACAACUGGUGGUAAGAUUCAAAUGAAAGCUAAAGUUUGUGGAAUACCAGUUCCUCGAUGUACAUGGUUACAUAAUGGUGUCCCAUUAACAGCUUCAUCACGUAGACGUUUCUAUCAAGAAGAUAUGAAUGGUACAUCAUCGUCAGAAUUAAUGCUAAAACUUGAAAUAUCUGAAAUUACUACAGCUGAUGCUGGACUUUAUUCUUUAGUAGCUACUAAUAAAUAUGGAUCACAAACAUGUUCAGCUGUUAUUGAAGUAUUUGCUUCUCUUGAGGAUGGUUCAGAAGCGCCACAUUUUCUUAAAGAAUUAACAAGUAUUACUGUUGUUGAAGGAAGUGCUGCUCGUUUUGAAACAUGUGCACGUGGUCAACCUGCACCAACUGUACGUUGGCUUAAAGAUGGUAAACCAUUAUUAACAGAUGGUAUACGUUUAUGUGUAUCACAAACAUCAACUGAAAGAUCUGGCACUAAUACAUCUAGUCAUACGCUUUUAGUUAAAGAUGCUAUACCACGUGAUAGUGGAACAUAUACAUGUAUCGCAACAAGUUCAUCAGGUACUGCUAUCACUGAAGCAGCAUUACAUGUUCGUGGUUUAUUCGGUCGUGGAGGUCAUAUUGGUUCAGAUACAGUUAAUAGUGGUGGUAUUCGACAUCGUCAUCCUGAAUUCACUCGUCGUUUACGUAAUCAACAAGUUGAUUUUGGCAGUACUAUACGAUUAGCUGCAUCAGUAUUAGCUCAACCAUCAGCUACAGUGGUUUGGCAAAAGGAUGGUAUAGAAAUUUUAACUGAUCCAUCGGAUGAUCCAAGAAUUACUGCUAAAAAUCAUAGCGGUCAUCUAGAAUUACGUAUUGAAAAUGUAUGCAAAGAUGAUUUGGGUCAAUAUACAGUGAUUGCAUAUAAUUCUGCUGGUGAAGCUCGUUGUUCAUGCAUUCUACAAGGUACAACUAAAAUGGAAAUACAAGUGCCUAAAUUCACUAAAGAACUUCGAGAUUAUACAAUAUUAGAAGGUACUAAUUUAUGUUUAGAAACCAUAGCAAUCGGUGAACCAAUACCUGAAUUUAAAUGGGAAAAAGAUGGUUUUGAAAUUCUUCCUGAUGAAUAUGGUCCACCACGUAUCACACCUGGGACAAAUGGUAGUGGUUUAGCUUAUUUACGCAUUCACAAUGUUCGUAGUUCAGAUGCAGGUUUGUAUCGUUGCAUUGCAUAUAAUAGAUUUGGUCGUGAAAGAACAACUUGUAUUGUUCAUGUGGAAUCAACUAAACAAAAAGGUGUACAUCGAUCAGAUAUGAGGAAUGGAUCAUUUACUUCGAAAAAAGACACAGAUUCUUCUUUAGCACUGUUAUCUGAGAAUGGUAUUAAAGCAUCACCAAGGGAUCAUUCAGAUUCACCCAAAUUAACUGGAUAUAUUAAUGUGUUACGUCCAUUGCCUAAAACUAUUGAAGUUGAAGAAGGCAGUCCUAUUGAACUAACAUGUCGUGUUGAUACAAAUUUGCAUUACAUUCCUACAUGGAGUAAAUCAGGUCGAACUUUAACAUAUGAUGGUCGUAGAAGAGUCACUCGUAGUAAAGAUGGUGAACUUACAUUAGCUAUUGAUCAAGUAAUGUCUAAUGAUGAAGGAUCAUACACAUUGACAUUAGAAGCUUCUGAUGCAAAUGCACCGAAAAAUCUAGAACCAAUUGUACUUUCUACACGUGUUCAAAUUAAAUCAAAACAAAGACCACGGUAAAUUCAGUUAUUUGUAUACAAUAAUAGUUUGUAAUUUUACAUUUUAAUUUAAUCACAAAUACAAAGAUAGUUGAAGUUAACAAAAUGUAAUUUGAUGCUUGCCGAAUAAUUAGACUUUUUGCAUAACGCAUGACAUCGUUUAGAAUGAUAACGAAAGCUUUGGGAUUAAUUAAACCACUGAGUUGGUUGGAGAAUGCUGGUGAGCGGUCUAUACUCCUCGACGAGGAAUAACAGGAGUAAGUAAUUAUGAUACAGUUUCACGUGGAUCAUCUCGUGCUAAUUCUCGAGCAACAAGUGUUUCAAAUGGUCGAACUUCUAAAGAACCAUAAUAUCAAUCAAUUAUAAACAAAGAUAAAUGUUUACAAGACAAUAUAAGUUACAAUAACUAUGUAUUCAUAUAAGAUAUUUGUUUGUGUAUUUUUAGUCAUCUAAGAUAUUUUGACCAAUACAAAUAAUUUUGAUCUUGUUUCCAUAACAACAGUUUAUGUUAUCGAUGAUGAUUAUGAGAAUGACUAGGAUUCAACUGCUUCUAGAUUUAACCUUUUUUUUCCAAAAUAAACGAUUGUAUGUAACAUGACAAACAAUGAUGCAAUUAGAAAUCUUCAACAUUUCGAAAGUUUCGUAUUCACAUCUAUAUCAACUUCAUGAAGAUUAUGUACUUGUUUGUCUAUAUAUUAAUUUCUGUUAAAACUUGAUUAAACUUGAUGUAUGAAAAAUAUAAUAUUCGUUUCUUUUACUUUGUCUAAUAUAAAUCAAUUUUUUGUUGCUGUACACAUCCCCCUUUAAGUAUUAACUAUUAUGAAUACUACUACUGGUACUACUACUACUGCCACUGAUACCAAUGCUACUCCUAUUAGUACCAUUUUAUCUAAUUAUCACUUAAUGAUAAGUUCAUUUAUUAGUUUACAACAAUCUAUGUGUAAGAAUAUCCCUUUUUUGAGUAUAUCGCAUUUCAUUAAAAAUACCCUGAUUCCCCUCUUCCACCUCCCCCUCCCCAAAAAAUUCAUUUCAUUCAUCCUUUCAUAACUUAUUAAUUUAGAUAAUGUUAUUUUAAAGAGAGAAACGAAUGCAACUCUACCAAAAAAAAGGAAAAGAUUCUUGUAUUUCCAAUGAAGAACACAUUAUGAUUAGUUUCAUUUAUAACUAAGUAACUAUAAUCAGAAUAUUUAUCAAGUUUAUCCAUGAAUUUGUUUGUUAUUCUUUCCUCUUUAACUUUUAUUGGUAAUUAUUACACAUCCUUAUAUACUACUGAUUUGAAUUAUUUAAUUAACCAAUUAAUGAAAUGUUUAAAUAAAUCACUUGAUAAUUAAUUGAC
Molecule: messenger RNA, 40668 nt
Organism: Schistosoma mattheei
Lineage: Eukaryota; Metazoa; Platyhelminthes; Trematoda; Strigeidida; Schistosomatidae
Source: the annotation of a GenBank genome assembly